UGAAUCAAUAAUCAUUAUGACGGUAUCGCGCAUGACAAAAUUAUUUUACAAUUUGCGAUUCGUAAGGUUAUGAUAAUGAUGGAAGAUCAAGUUAAUUUCGUUUGACUUUUCUGGAGUUUACGUCAAGAGAGAAUUAUAAGCGUCGAGUACGGUGUUUACGAUUUUUUCAGCAGACGACACAACAAUGUUCGAGGGAGCUAUAGCGGCAUUUUUAAAUCGCCUUUUAGGCAGAUACGUAGAAGACCUGGACACGGAGCAGUUCAACGUCGGUAUUUUCUCCGGGGAUACAUGUCUAACUGAUCUCAAGUUGAAGCCGGAAGCUCUGUAUCAGUUGGGAUUACCUAUUAGAGUAGAGAUUGGCUUGAUAGGAAAAAUUAUUUUGAAAAUACCAUGGUCUGGACUCUUUUCCCAACCUAUUGUAAUAUGCAUAGAGGACAUAUAUGCAGUAGCAGUACCUGCAUUAUCUGGCUCAUAUGACAAAGAGAUACAAAAACGUUUGAUAAGAGCAGAGAAAAAAAAAAUACUUGAGAAUCUCAAGAAAGAUGAAAUAUUUAGAACAGGUUUAUCUCCUCAACUGUUUGAUGAUCUACUAGCAUCAAUUACAAAGAACUUUCAGAUUACUAUAAAUAAUGUACAUAUUAGAUAUGAAGAGAAAAUUUUACGGAAUUUUCUCUGUGCCUGUGGUAUAUGUAUACAAAAUAUAUCAAUAACAACUACAAACAAUAAAUGGAAGCCUGGAGUAUGUGCAACAAAUUCGCAGACAGUAUAUCAGCUUAUACGUGCAGAAUCACUUAGUGUAUACAUGGACCACGAUACUGAAUCGUGUUUAAAUGUUCAAAAUAAUUGGAGUAUGCCUGAUAUCCUUGCAUGGAAAAGUGCAAUGUAUAGAGCCCUGCAGACAUUUGGGAUGAAAAACAAAGAAUUUCAGUUUUUGUUAAAGCCUUUUACAGCAAAAAUCAAAGUCAUCAUACACAAAGGUACAGAAACGCAAGCUUCUCGCAUGUUAGUCGAUAUUGUAUUGCAAGAUGUAGCAAUGCAAUUAUCUGAAGUACAAUAUGCUACAUUUUGUCAUAUUUACGAUUCUUUGAUGCGUGCAGUUGUGAACAGACCGCAUGCUAAAUAUCGUCCUGCAAAAAGCGUGUACGAAGAACCAGUAUCUUGGUGGAGAUAUGUAUAUAAUUCUGUUUUGGAUUAUUAUAUUAAACCGUAUACUUGGUCACAUAUAGCUGAACAUAGAAGAAAGUAUAAAAAAUAUAAAAAUGCUUGCAUCCAAAGUUUGCAACGACCAAAUGAUACGGAACUUAAAUUGGAUCUACAAAAGUACGAGGAUAAUUUAACAAUAUUGAAUAUAGUAAUUGCUAGAGAGCAUGCUAGACAAGAAUUGAGAAAUAGAGAUAUUGAACAAGAGUGCCAAAUGAGUUCAAUGAACAAUAUCAUAGGAGAAACUGUAUUAUCAAGUAAAGAUCAAGUACAGAAUACACCAGAACAAUAUAACAAAGAAGAUCGAAAGUCGAUAAGUGUAACGAACAAUUUAUCCGAUUCAAAAAUAAUAAAAUCGGAAGUGCAAAUCGAUUACAAAUUGAAUCUUACUUUAGCAAAUUGUUGUCUGAGUCUUUUAAGUAAAGGCAAAGAAAUGCUAAUCGUAACUGUCACACAAUUUCUGACAAGCAUUGAAACACGGCCUACAUUGUCAGCUUUCAAGGUAUCUGUUCGUGCGGAAAGUCUUGUAAUUGAAGCUAUAUCAAUCGAAGGUGAUCUAGUUCCUUUGAUUACAGUAGACAAUGUGUUAACUGGGAACGUGUCUACAUACUUUUUGGCUAUAGAUUUUGAAAAGAAUGGACUAAAUGUGGAUCCUAUUUUUGAAAUAUCGAUAAAGUUGGAAACUAUUGAAGUGACCUAUCAUCAAUUUGCUAUGGUCGAAAUAAUAAAUUUCUUUAAAUUUAAUACCAGUUACAUUCAUGAGACAGUUCUCAGAGCUUGUAAACUAUGGAAUUGUGUCAAAAAAAAAUAUUUGAGCUUCAUAGAUGAUGUUUUAUCACAAACAUUAAGAAUCAGUUUUAAAAUAGACAUCAAAAGCCCGUAUAUUAUAUUUCCUGAAUACGGGUCGCUUCAAAAAGGAGGACAUAUACUUAUUCUCGAUCUGGGUAAUGUAACGUUAACCAAUGAACUUCAAACUAUGAAUUUGCAACUGGAAGAUGCCACUCUCAUGGAACUAGAAGAAUUACUCUACGAUAGACUUAAUGUGGUGUUUUCUGGUGGCCAAAUUUUAUUUUGCCAUUCAGGCGACGAUUGGCGUAUGGCGAGAAAACGAAGCGAUUCCGAGUACCAUUUGUUACCAAAACUACAAGUAAAUGCGACUCUUUCGUACAGUAUUAGGCCUGAGUAUCGUCAAUUACCACGAACAAAGCUCAAUAUUCACAUCUCAAACAUGAAGUUUAAUCUCACUGAAAACAAACUGCGGUUAAUGACUUAUUUUUUAAACAAAUUACUAACAUUUUAUGAAAAUAAUGUUGGGAAGUAUAAAGCUGCUAUAAAAAGUUCUACCGAAUGGAAAUCAAGUAUUGUAUUUACUUCAGUCAAGAAAUUACUAGAAAUACAAUCCAGUGUAUGUCUGUCUUCUGUUACAAUAUUACACAAUGAUUUUAAAUCUGUUGUGAAACAAGUUGUCACAAAUAGUGUACCAAAACUUGACAGGAGUGUUGUCUCUUCAGAAGUUAGUGAAGAAGACUUGGAAUUAUUAUCUAAAACAAUUAAUUUGUCUGGAUUUGAUGAUAAUAUAUCUCCAUGUAAUCACAUUAAUUUGUUACUUCGAUUUGCCAUAGGAGAGUUCUCCAUAAAUCUGGAACAUACAGUCGACAACCGAGACCAGCCUUAUUUGAAUUUGAGAUUGCACACUUUAUAUUACGAAACCGCUAUGAUGGAAUAUGGUGUUGCUGUUCAGUUCGGCAUUGGAUCUAUUCUUUUAGUCGAUAAGACAAAUGCUGGUGUUACAGGAUCGUAUCUAGAACUAAUUUCCACCGACGAGUCUCACGAAGUUCUCAUUGUGUCGUAUCGCAAGGUGAAAUCAAAUUGUCCUGAUUUCAAGUCGCACUUCAAAAAUAUUGAACGCUUGCUGAUUGUAAACUUGUUAAAUAUUAAUAUAAACUUUCAUAGAUCUGCGUUAUUGAAAAUAAAAAAUCAAUGGCACAAGUUUGAAGAUAUAUGUCACUGUACGCUUUUAUCUAAAUUUAUCGAAAAAAUAUAUAACAAUGUUACAAAACGAGAACAACAAGACGUUGAUCCACCCAUUCCACCAGGUGCUAUUAAACUCAAUUACUCAACUAGACUCAGCUCACUAGUGUUACGAUUCUGCGAUAAGGACAUAGAUUUAAUAGAAAUUAAGAUUUUAGGUUUCGAAAAUAAUUGUAUUUAUAAUGCGAAUGAGAGAAUGGUGUUGCGCGCACAUCUCAGAAGUAUAUUCGCUGAAGACUUAAAUGAUGACACACUUUAUUCAAAAAUUUUGACAACGGACGAAGAUAAUGUUUUCGACCUGAAAUACGUAAGACACACACCAAAAUUGUACAGGUGUUCAGAUAUUGAUACAAAACAGGAUGAUGUGAUGUCAGACGGCACUUUUAAGCUUUCCGUUGGUCGAAUAAAUUGCGUGAUUAUUUCUAAACUUAUGUACGAUUUACAGAAUUUCGUAAGACCAUUUACUUCUGUGUGUUAUAUACGGCUUUUAAAGUAUUUGGAAACUAAAUUUGUCAAAGGAAUUGAAGUUUUUAAGAGAAGUGCAACAAAAUUACAUAUUUUUAUUGACGUACAAGGACCUACUUUUUUGUUACCUCAGAAAAAGGAUGCUCCGAGUUUGUUGGUUUUAGAUACAGGUAUACUAUCGGUUGAAAACUUUUUUAAGAACAGUAAGCAACCAGCAUCACAAUCGAUCAAGACAGCUGGUAAUGAUGGCAAUCCAUUGAUAAUUGAUAACAUCUUGAUAAAAUUGAAAUCUAUGACUAUAUCUAGAGCAAUUAUGACUCUAACUCGAGAUUUAGAAGUUCAGGAACCCAUUAUUGAACCUAUACAAAUACAGUUUGACAUUAAGAGGAAAACAGAGUUUCGUAGUAUCAUUGAUUUUCAAACUUACGGUUUAUUUAAUGUUCAAGGAGCUAUCGAUAUUGUAAAUGUAAACUUAAGUCAGAAGGAUCUCAAAUCCUUGAUAUCUGUGUGGCAAGAUAACAUUUCUAAGAUACCGUUGUUUAAAAAAUUUGACGAAAAUGACGAUCGAAUUUCUGCACAAGAUUCUCAGAAGUUCGUCAAAAGUGACGACGAUGUUAUGGUGAAAAAAUUGGAGAAUUUCUUGACUCGCAGUGAAACAGCUUUAUGCGAAAUCAAUGUAAAACUUACACUGGAAGGAUUGCAAUUGAAUUUAUUCAUGGACACGGAAGAGGUAUUGAGUUCUCCUGUGCGCGACUUGAAUCACGGUUUGUGCAAGCUGAGCUUUGGAGAAACCAUAAACACUUGGGACUUUUAUAGCGAUAGAAGUUUGAAAAUGAAAUUAUCUUUGCAAAACUGUUCGAUGCAGGAUACUCGUAAAAACUCUAUAACUGAGAAAAAGAUAAUACAGUCGCCGGCAAUAUCAUUGGAGAAGAAUUUCGAGUCCUGCAUUUCGGUAUCGAUGUCUCCUAUAGUCGAUGUCACAUACAGUCGUACUCAAGCAGAGGAAAAAUGUUUCGAUGUUCUUAUACAGGAUGUGCGAAUUAAUUUGUCUGUUCUUUUCUUGAUGAAUUUGGCACGAUAUUUUCUGGAUUCUUUACCUGGCGAACAAAUAGAGAAAGGAAUCAUCAAUCACGGAUAUGAUAAUAAUAAUCAAACGAACCGGAAUACUUUAAAUACGGAAAUUGACAAAUUAAGUCGUUCCAAAUUCCAUUUUAAGGAACAACCAGGUACUUCUAUAUCAAUUAGAGUACAGAAGCCGGAUAUCUUUUUAUUCGGUGAUUUAGAGAAGAGUAAUACGCACGUGAUACGAUUGCAAGCAGAAGCAUUCGUAGAAAGUAGUAGACAUAGUUGUUCCUCUUCUAUAGUCUACAUCCUGACAAAUGUCAAUAUCAAAACUAAAGGCCAGGGAAAUUAUGAAUCUCCAUGUUGGCUGCUACGUCCGUGUGACAUGGAAAUUUGUAAGAAAAAAGAAUUGUCGGAUGGUAGUGAAGAAGUCAGCGUUACCAUAAAUAACGUUAAUAUACAUUUAUCAGCGGAAGUACUCCACACUUUUACUGAUAUAGUGACCGAAGCAUCAACUUUUCUGAAUAAUCUUAACUCGAAAAUGAAUAACGGCAAUAUUAAUCAAAACGUUAACGUGCACAAUAAUCUUUGGAUACCAAUGAAAGUUUCUAGUAUACCUUAUAAGAAAGAGGAAGCUAAUUCGGAACAGUGUAGUUAUCACAAUGAUCGUGUAAUAUUCAAUUUGAAGCCCGUACUAGUAUGCCUAUUAUUAGAAAUGGAGUACUCUGUUGGAAGAUUUCCGAUAAUGAAAGUAGAAACUGUCAUCACUACUACUAUUAACGACUGGUAUAAUAAUUUUAAUCUUGAAUCAAACAUAAAACUAUACGCAUUCUGCUAUAACAUAACUCAUCAGAAAUGGGAACCGUUCGUGGAACUUUGCACAAAAGACGAUGUAAAUUAUAAGCCAUGGGAAUUGAUGAUAAAGACGUAUCGAGGUGAAACAAAUAUAAUUAAUUCUAAUUGGACAGAUCAUUGUCAUCAUAUAAAACAAGAUUCAGGAAAGACGAAAAAAAAAGAUAUGAAGCAUGACGGGCAAGAUGUAACGGAUAUGAUAUUUGUUGAACCUGAUGCCGAUACAAUCUUGUUGACAAGAAACAAAGGAUCUGAAAUGUAUAUCACGUAUGAAGAUGAAUCCGAUACGGAUGACGACGAGAAUGAUACAAAGUUAGCAAGAAUUUCGAAUUAUCUAUUUAAUAAUAGUAGCGACGAUGAAGAAAGUGAUGAUUCCGAUAAUUCGAGUACAAAUGAGGAAUUGGAAUUAACGCCAGAUUACAAUUCUGAAGCUCAUAACUCUUUUCUGCGCACGCCAGCAAAAACAACUCUUUCAACGCCGCAUAUUGUUCUGUAUACGGAGGAUAAAAUUAAUAUCACUAUAACGCAAAAUAUGAUUACAGCGUGGAAUGCAAUUUUGAGCGCGUUCACACAAGCAAAGGGUGGAAUCCCGUUCGUACCCAUUAAUACGCGGGAAUUAACUGUAUUAAAUGACAUAGGACACGCGAGUCGAGUAGAGCUGCUUGUUCAAGAACAAGUAGGCGAAAAGAAUGUCACACACGUCGUCACUGCGCAUAACUUUCACGAUAGUAAUUCACCGAUCAGCGUUCCUGGCAGCCCAGAAAAUGAAAUUCAAUCCAAUCUUACUAGUCCUCAGUGGACUGUUAAAGAGACUACUACGCUCAUGCCAGAAUGUAAAAUAUUUUCUACUGACUCGCCUGUGCACAUUUAUAAAUCAAUAACCAACGAACUUCUUCGUAUUGUUUUUGAAGAGUUUGAAGAUGUACUGAUAUAUUGCCCGAAAAAAGAAACGUGCAAUCUAGUAUCACUGCGUCCUGUAAAACACGAAGUUCGCUACUACUUGAUAAUAGAGGCGUCAAUAAAAAAUCAUCUACACCGUACAAUCUGUGUGCGAUCACCGUUACAGUUUCGAAAUGAAACAUCGUACGCUUUGGGACUUUAUUAUAAGAAAGCAGUCUUAGAUAAACUAGGUCUAACACUAACUGGCGAAACCACAAAUCCUUUCGACGAUAAUGUAAGAAUAGCGAUUGUUGAACCUGAUGUAACUUACAAUGUACCUUUGUAUGUCGCUUAUCAUUGUCCGAUACACAUACUUCCUACGUAUCCAGAACAAUAUCAAGUGAGUAACGUAGGGAUUUACUGGAGAGACUUGAAGGGAAAUACAUUUAAAGACGUAUGUUGCGAAACUAAAGGCGACUUUAAUCGUAAUGUAUUCUGUGUCAGGGCGGUAUGUACGGAAAUCCCGCUAACCACUCGUCCUUCAGGCUGUCAAGUACCAAAUUACUUGAUAAAUAUCAUGCCGCCCGUUGCUUUUAAUAACCAGUUACCCUUCGUUAUAGACGUCAGUAUACCUGAUAUUAAUUAUGAAGUGAAAAUCGAACCCGGAGAGAAAAUAAACAUGCAUUCCUUGAAUUGCAACAGUAAUUUGCAGUUUAUUUUCAAGGUAUUCAACUAUUUAGGUACAUCUUGGAUAGGCGCGGUAAAACUUAACAUGAAUCUGGAACGAAAAUUUGUGUUAAUGUCUACAGAUAAUGAGUCGGAUUUAACAAAGCCUUUUCUAUUGUGCCUGGAACUGUGCAAAAUGCUUAGCUGGAAUAUCAUAUUACAAUCGCAAUAUUGGAUAAUAAAUAAGACAGGACUGCCCUUGUUUAUCCAGGACUGUCAUUCUCAUACAUCUUACGAGAUGCCAGAGGAAGAGUUAAUGGUUUUUUCUCAAAAAAAUAAGAAAUCCAUGGUGCGAGUAAGAGCUCAUCAAUCUGAAUGGUCAAUGUCAUUCGGACUGGACGGGAUCACGUCGAUGUCGUUGAUAGUAUGUCGAGACGUCGAACGCUGUCGGAAAUAUCAGAUUUUAACGGAAAUAGAAAGUUCCCGAUUGUCGCCAAUUUUUACAAAAAUUAUAACUUUUCUGCCGUAUUUUUUUAUCUUCAACAAUACCAAAAGGGCUUUGAGAUUUAUGGAGGAAAACGAGGAAGCCGAUCUCUGGAAUGAUCUUUUGCCUGGACAGGAAAUAUCGUUUUGGCCGGCUACGGAACAUAUGAAAAUGAGAAUAAAAUGGAGGAACAGUCAAGUGGUUUCUCAGCAUUUUGAUAUUACACAUGUGGGAAAGACUGUAUUAAGAAUGGAUAACGGGUCGGCAUUGUGUGUGGAGAUUGAGGGCGGCGUCAGUACUCCGUACCGCGUAAUGUUCCGAAAAUACGUUAUCGGCGACAUACCUGUGAGAGUGGACAAUCUCUGCGAUAAACUAUUUCUAAAGCUGAAUCAAGUCGGUUUAGGUCAGGUUGUUUUACUUAAACCAUUCCAAAGUUUGCAGUAUACUUGGGAUGAUCCUGUUCAACCUAGAAAAUUGAUUUGGAAUGUUUACAACAAUAACGCGGUUGGUUACGAAGCACAAUUCGAAACGGAUGGCUGCGGGCACGAAAAAGUGUCCUGCGUAACCGUCGAACGAUGUGAUAGCGCGUCCUUUUCCGUCAUUUCUACAUCAUUAGCGAACGCGAAAUCGUGGUCGGAAGACACAAAAGAAAUUGUCAGUCAAUUUUCCACUACAGAAUCCGAGCCGAAACAAGUAUUAGAGCACGUGCGACAGGAUGAGGUGGAAGUUUAUUGGGUGAGCUAUAUGAACGGUGAACAACGUGUGUUAUUAUUUACGCAGCACGAGAGCAUAUAUUUAAAAGCCAAAAGCGUCAUUGAUCCUGAGAUAAGCAAGAGGGAGAUAUUUCUUUCGAUUGCGGCUAUCGGAGUCAGCGUGAUCGUACAAGAAUCGAGUCUUCAUCAGGCUAGACGGGAAUUGUUGUACGCCAGCGUGAUCGACUCCGCUGCUCAUUGGGAACUUUAUUUCAGCAAACGAUGGAGAAGUUUGUCAUUGGAAUUGAGUGCUUGGCUAGAAAAUAAGUACACGAAUUUCGCGAAGAAGGUUCAGCUAGAAAACUUUAUUGACGUUGAUCUUAUGAAAAUGCAAAUGACCAAACCAUUUUUCGGUAAACUGCGAAGAACGUAUUCACCAGGUAUUUGGUUACAUUGCAGAGAAUCUACGAUGUUACGUUACUUACAAGGAUAUGUUCACAAAAUACAAAUUGAUAAUCAAUUGAACGAAGCUACUUUUCCAGUAGUUUUAUAUCCCAGUUUGCAAAAGACUUUUGUGAAUCAUGCCGGAAAUCGCAGAUUAAAGCAUUGUUUAGAGUUUUCAUGUCUAAAUCAGCGUAAAUUGGAAAGCACUAUUUACAAAGGAAUAUGCAUUAUUGUUAGAGAGUUCAAUUUAAAUCUAGAGGAAACUUUCCUCUGUUCGUUGAUCAAUUUGAUACCCAAGAUACCGGAAACUAAGCAUACAAUUGCCGCUAAACUCCGGAGAGAUGUAUCCAAUAUGCACGUUACUUCGGUUCACAAAAUCAGUAAUAAUGUGAACAACAGAAAGAAGGAUAUAAUAGAGCAAAUAUAUAUUUCUCCAAUGGUAGUACGCUUGAAGCUUUUGGCUAACACGGAUGGAACGCGCAGUUUCAGUAAUGUACUUGAUUAUCAUAACGUUCUUCGAUUUAUUUUUGAAUAUGCGGAAAAGGGUACGUUUGAGAAGGACGCUGAAUUUCGAUUGCCUGGCUAUCAAAAGAGUUUUAUCAUAGUCAACAACGAGCAGUUUUUCAUGCGUCUUUUACGGACUUACGUGGCACUAAUUAUGGAGCAGUUUCAUGUAUUGGUACGUUUAACUACGGUGUUAGGAAAUCAGUACGGCUACAAUUUUAAAUUGUUAGAAAGCAGCUUUUGUGAAUCGGAUUUAUUAUUGUUGUACGGCGAUGAAAUUGCGGAAAAGUUAGCGUAUGACGUCGCGUGCAAACUGGGUUACGUUACGCCCGACAGCAUGCAACCUACAAUUUUAAACAACUAUGAUCAUCAUACGUUUCGUUCCAAGAUAAAAGAUACGAUCUAUCAGAAUCCUGAUGUACCGCCUUUAGCAUUUGUAAUCAACGAUUUAUUCGCUACGGAAAUUGAAUUGGAAACUUCUGGCUUGAUUACUACGUCGACAAACAGCAUUUAUCGAGAAGGAUUACAAUAUUUCUUUAAAACUUUGGGAAAGAAAGUAUCUACAUUGUUCAAGGAGGAAAACUGUUCUUUAAAAGCUCAUUCAAAAGUAGUAACAGAUAUAAUAAAAAGAGCACAAGAAGUAAGACAUAAUUUCGUAUCUCGGGUGCGAUUGCCGCGGUAUAUUAACCCUCAGUUCGGUGUGGAACCGUUUUCAACUCAUAAAGCAAAAGGAAUGUAUUUAUUAAAUACCAUAAGUAAGGGUCAGUACGUUCACAACGAUUCUUAUUGGGGACACGCUGUAGUCCACAAUGAUGGAAAAUAUAUUACUCUCAUAUCUUUGCAGCGACUACAUUAUAUUGAAAAAGGAAGCGCGUGGAGUUCGUGGAAUGUAAAAUGGACUUUGGAAACAAAUCAAUUAUUGUCACCGCCAACCAUUGCUAAAAACAAACUUAUUUUGCACAUAACAGAGCCGCAGACCGAAGAAAAGACAUUAUCUAUGGUGGAUUGGUAUGUGGAGAGCGAAGCAGCCGAUAUUCUGGAGUGGUUGUGUCGCAAAGUAAACAGUGCAAUGAUCUUCAAUAUGGAGAGCAGCAUUUGUUCCAAAUGAGGAUUUCUAAUAUCGUUGAUUGAUGAAACUACUAUAAAAUGAAAUUAAAUCGCAAAAGCUAAAGAGAUCAGUGUAUUUACAUAUUUAGUUCGGCAUAAUAAAAGUUUAUGUGAUGAAUAUGCAAAACAAUCUUUUGUCUAAUGCCCUACAAUUUUUAUUAUUAUAAUAUUAUUAUUUUAUUAUCUUGUAUUAUCGUAUAUCUUGCAAAGUCAGAUCGCAUCUUCGUCUUCUGGAUAAAGUACGUCUAGUUUAUUUCAUAAUUUAUUUACAAAAAGUCUUAGUAAAUUACACUUACAGGCAUCUCCACUCGAACUAAAGUAAAUAAUUUAAGAACUACAUGUAUUUAGAUAUCUAUAGAAUAGGAUACUUUGGGGUCGGGGAGAAGCUGGGACCAGGGAAAGUGUUCUGUGUUGUAUUUAACUUAUUUCAAUACGCUUCUAAUUGUAUCUUCGCGAGAAAUUGAGUCGUUUAAAUAGUUACAUACAUGUCGUAUGUGGAAACUAAAUCUUCUAUCUUUCUUAAAUUCAUUCUCUCUAUGAAACGAGGAAGUAUAUCAGUGGAAGGUGUGCAACGACGAGUUUGCAUGCGUUUCUUUUGUUGUUUCUUUUUUGUAACUGUUGCGAACUGUAGAUGUUCGUAAAAGUGGGAUUUUAUAAGAUAAUUGUAUGUAUCCGUAAGAAUCAUCAAAAUAUGUGCAAGCUGACAAUCGGUAUUUUGUUAGUUUUACAAUAAUGUAUGCGCGCUUUGAAAAAGCAUAAAAUCUUGGUUAUAAAUAUAUUCCCAUUAGAAUCGUUUAAUGGCACGAUCGAGCUUAAAUUUAAAAAUCUUUUUCUUCUUAUAGUAUAUUUUUUUAAUAUAUUCGAUUCUACAUUAUCGCCCAGAACCAGUUCAAUCUGUUUCUACAAUGUCAGUUUUCUUAUUUUCUGCUUCCCUUUUUUCUUUUUUGUUAUCACAACGACGUUUUAUUUAUGUUUAUAAAUAUAUGUAUUCCAAAGACUGCAGUUAGAUCAGCUACUUUCUAAUCUCUCUCUGCGAAAAAGAAAACUUAUGAGAAUCAAAGAAAAAAUCAUUAAACUCCGUUCGAUGAAGAUUUCUAUAAAUUGUUUUACUUAUUACUCUGUAAAAUCAAAUAAUCAUCAAAUAAUUUAAGUGAUUAAAAUAUUUUAAUUGCUUUUUGUUUCUCACAAGCUGUAUUCGCGUUUUUUUUUUUGCUUUUUUUUUGCUUUUUUUUACAGACACUAUCCCCACCCCUUAUUCUACCAGCACCCCAUCUUUCGCGCGUACAUACUCACGUAUACAUGCACGCAGCUCUCUAGUUGCCCCCCUCCCCCCUUCUUUCUCUCUACACACAGUCAUCUUUUAUAUUAAUACACACAUAUACACACUGCAUUCACCAAAAACUAUGCGUUUUUUGCAUUCAUGUAAUUUCAUACGCGCGACAUUCAUGUCCUUCUCAUACGCACACGUAGGCAAAUAUGGGCUUCUUUUAUCUCUCAAAUAUCUUUCCUUUUUUUCUUCCUAAACAUCUAAUAUACACAUACAUACAUGUCACAUGCACGCAACAGACACAAAUAUUUAGAAACAUUCAACGUAUGCACAUUUUUUCUUGUUUUUUUUUAGCUUUCACUCUUUUAUCUCUCCAGUCAUUCAUUCAUUCAUUCAUUCAUUCUUUCUUUCUUUU
Messenger RNA from Pseudomyrmex gracilis, 12068 nucleotides. RefSeq names its product vacuolar protein sorting-associated protein 13A-like. NCBI's taxonomy places the organism in Eukaryota, Metazoa, Arthropoda, Insecta, Hymenoptera, Formicidae. Gene Ontology annotation, cellular component: extrinsic component of membrane. The record is from RefSeq and is a predicted model, not a curated record. The coding region runs from base 185 to 10387 and encodes 3400 amino acids. The transcript is spliced from 51 exons. Gene Ontology annotation, biological process: protein retention in Golgi apparatus; protein targeting to vacuole.